This is a messenger RNA of Leptopilina heterotoma, 2915 nucleotides long. RefSeq names its product eukaryotic translation initiation factor 3 subunit C (gene eIF3c). The record is from RefSeq and is a predicted model, not a curated record. Gene Ontology annotation, biological process: translational initiation. Lineage: Eukaryota; Metazoa; Arthropoda; Insecta; Hymenoptera; Figitidae. Gene Ontology annotation, molecular function: translation initiation factor activity; translation initiation factor binding; RNA binding. Bases 167 to 2833 code for a protein of 888 amino acids. Gene Ontology annotation, cellular component: eukaryotic translation initiation factor 3 complex. The transcript has 15 exons.
GUAUUAUACGUAUAAAAGUGUAUAAAACUAGGUAAAAUUAUAGCAGAUUGCUAAAACUUUUAUUACGAUUCACAACCCUGAUUUUAGGUGCUUGUGCUUGUGUUGUGGAAAAAAGGAAAAUUAUUUAAUUAAUUAAGUGAAUUGAAGUUUUAAAUAAAGUUUCAACAUGAGUCGUUUUUUUGCAACUGGCACUGACUCCGAGUCCGACAGCUCGUCAGAAGAGGAGCAGAUUCAACGCGCACCAGCAGCAGCAUUUACUUUCAGCGAUGAGGAGGAAGAACAGAAGCGAGUUGUUCGCUCAACAAAAGAGAAGAGAUAUGAAGAAAUCACCAAUCUAAUUAAACUUAUACGAAAUUAUAAAAAGAUUAAGGACAUGAGUAGCAUGCUUACAAGUUUUGAGGAUUUAAUGAGAGCUUAUCAAAAAGCUUUGCCGGUGGUGAUGAAGGAAGAAAGUGGACAAACGCCUCGUUUUUACGUAAGAUGUUUGGUUGAAAUGGAAGAUUUCAUAAAUGAAGUUUGGGAAGAUCGUGAUUUUCGUAAAAAUAUGUCAAAAAAUAAUUCCAAAUCACUAACAUCAUUACGUCAAAAAUUACGAAAAUACAAUAAAGAUUUCGAGGAGGAUAUUGCCAAAUUUCGUGAAAAUCCUGAUCAGGAUGAUGACGAGGAAGAUGAUAAAGCAGAGGAAGCUGAAGAGUCCGAAGAUGAAGAGGAUCGCGCUGCUGCUUUCAAAAAAUCAAGUGCUGAACCUGUACCGGAUGUUUCCAAAUUCAAAAAAGGUGUAACCGAUGGAGAUGAAGGAAGUGAGAGCGAUUCCGAUUGGGGAAGUGACUCCGACAGCGACAGCACCAGCAGUGACGAUGAAGGACAAUAUCAAAAUAUUCGUGAACGUUUCAUUAAAAAAGCAACAGAUAAAGAGGACGAUGAGGAUAAAGCAAAGAAGAAGGAGCAACGUAAGGAGCGCAAGGAGAAGGAGAGGAAAAAGAAGCGCGACGAAGAUGAUGGUGAGGGCGAAUGGGAAACUGUUAAAGGUGGUGUUGCUAUACCAUCGGAGAAGCCAAAAAUGUUUGCCAAGGACGCCGAAAUAAAUGUCACUGCAGUUUUGAAAAAAUUGACAGAAGUAAUUGCGGCACGUGGCAAAAAACGUACCGAUCGUCGUGAGCAAAUUGAACUUCUUCAUGAAUUACAAUUGAUUGCCGAUGCACAUAAUCUUGGUCCAGCUGUGGCCGUUAAAAUUAAAUUUUCCAUUGUUUCAUCAAUAUUUGAUUAUAAUCCGAAAGUCUCCGAUGCAAUGAAACCUGAAUACUGGUCAAAAUUACUUGAGCGCAUUUCAGAGAUGUUGGAUAUGAUUUUAAAUACAGCGGACAUGCAGAUUGCCGAGACGGUUUCUGAAGAUGAAGAACAGUAUGAGAAGGCACCUUACAAAUUGCAUGGAUGUGUUCUUACUUUGGUCGAAAGACUCGAUGAAGAAUUUACCAAACUUCUGAAGGAAUGCGAUCCUCACAGUAAUGAAUAUGUCGAAAGAUUGAAAGACGAGAAACAAGUGGCAUCCAUUAUAGAUAAAGUUCAAGAGUAUCUUGAAAGAAAGGGAACAGUUUCAGAAGUUUGCCGUGUCUAUCUACGAAAAAUUGAACAUCUCUAUUAUAAAUUCGAUCCAACUGUUCUGAAGCAAAAGGAAGGAGAAAUUUCCGGCGAUGUUUUCACGACCGUUCAAGUUAUGGAGAAACUUUGCAAAUAUGUUUACGCUCAUGAUGGAACCGAUCGACUUCGAACUCGUGCUAUUUUGUCGCACAUCUAUCAUCAUGGUUUACAUGAUAAUUGGUUCCAAGCUCGAGAUUUGAUGCUUAUGUCACACUUGCAAGAGACGAUUCAACAUUCCGAUCCAGCUACGCAGAUUCUUUAUAAUCGAACAAUGGCCCAUCUUGGUUUGUGCGCUUUCCGUCAUGCGAAUAUAAAAGAGGCACACAAUUGUCUUGUUGAUUUGAUGAUGACGGGAAAAGUAAAGGAACUUUUGGCCCAAGGAUUACUGCCGCAACGUCAACACGAGCGCAGCAAGGAGCAAGAAAAAAUUGAAAAACAAAGGCAAAUGCCGUUCCAUAUGCACAUCAAUUUAGAGCUCCUUGAGUGUGUUUAUCUCGUUUCUGCAAUGCUUAUCGAGAUCCCUUACAUGGCCGCUCAUGAAUUCGAUGCUAGAAGAAGAAUGAUUUCCAAGACCUUUUAUCAACAGUUGAGAUCCAGUGAACGUCAAUCAUUAGUUGGACCCCCGGAAUCAAUGCGCGAACACGUUGUCGCAGCUGCAAAGGCUAUGCGAAAUGGAAACUGGUUGGCGUGCAACAAUUUUAUAAUAAAUGACAAAAUGAAUGCUAAGGUAUGGGAUCUAUUCUAUCAAGCGGAUAAAGUUCGUUCAAUGUUGACAAGAUUGAUUAAGGAAGAGGCGCUUAGGACUUAUCUCUUUACUUAUUCUCACGUAUAUGAUUCGAUUGCAAUACCAAGAUUGGCAGAUAUGUUCCAACUGAAAAAAGCCGUUGUUCUUUCCACCAUUAGUAAAAUGAUUAUUAACGAAGAACUCAUGGCGUCGCUGGACGAUCCAACAGAAACGGUUGUGAUGCAUCGCAGUGAACCAAGUCGCCUUCAAUCGCUGGCUCUACAACUCACGGACAAAGUUAAUAAUUUAGUUGAUUCCAAUGAACGCAUCUUUGAAAUGAAACAAGGUAACUACUUCUCAAGGGGUGGCAAUCAAGGCAAUUUCCGCGAUCGACCGAAUUACAAUCGUCAGGGUCAAGACUGGGGACGCCAGAGACGCGAUCGUAAUCGUGAUGACAAUCGAAAUUAUUGAUUCAAUCAUUGAACUUUGAAUUUUUUGUAAAUUCUACAAUUUUUUAUAUAUAUCCAUAAUAAAGUAUUAGGAUUCAAUGUAA